Recurvomyces mirabilis is the source of this 2925-nucleotide messenger RNA. RefSeq lists its product as uncharacterized. The transcript is spliced from 4 exons. The record is from RefSeq and is a predicted model, not a curated record. NCBI's taxonomy places the organism in Eukaryota, Fungi, Ascomycota, Dothideomycetes, Mycosphaerellales, Teratosphaeriaceae. Bases 1 to 2925 code for a protein of 974 amino acids.
AUGAAGGCCACGAAAACUGUACAAUACCUGAUGUCGGCAACGACGUAUCGAUACACAGUCUUGGCCAUCUUCUCCUUGGUGUCACAUAUGAGUCACGUAGUUGCAGCAUUGCCUACAGUUAUUGGCAAUCCUGGUUUUGGUUUCAGCUACAUUAGUUGUUACAAUGAUGUCUCGAAUCCACGAGCUCUUCCAGACGCAGCGCUCUUCUCGGUCCAGAUCAAUGUGACGAUAGAGAUCUGUGCCAAGUUUUGCUCGGGCUUUCAGUUCAUGGGCGUAGAAGCUGGGUCGGAAUGCUACUGUGCUAAUGUCGUCAACAACCAAUCCGCGAUGGUCACGACAGAGUCUGGCCCUACGUGCAGCGACCUGGAGUAUGCCUGCGUUGGAGAUGUCGGAGAACAGUGUGGAGGAGAUGAAGCCCUUAGGCUGUACGCUCAAGCAGGCGCAACAACAGUAGCACCAGUGCCUUCGCAUACUGGCUAUGUGUAUACGAUGGACUCGCUCGUGGUGCCGAAUGUGGCCAUCGAAGGCGCAUCAUACAACUAUAUGGGCUGCUAUACCGACCCCGGGCCAGGUACAAGAACACUGAACGGCAACUCCACCUACUACGAUGCUCCAAGCGUGGAGGGAUGUGCCAAUUUCUGCGCCAACUACAUCUACAUGGGUCUCGAGGCAGGAGGAGAAUGUUACUGCGGCAACACACUUGACAACGGUGCAGCACUCGCAAACUGUCAGAACGAAUGCUAUCAGAGCUGCGAGGACGGUGGGUCUGAGCGCUGCGGAGGCUACUUCAGGCUCUCACUGUACCAGCUUAACGGUCCCAAUUUUACCGAUCCCAGCCCGAGUGCUAUCUGCUCGUACAAUGGUCCGGCCACGGUGAUCGCUACUUCAUCGAAAACGCAUACAUACUAUGGCCCGAUAACGACUGCGUCGGCUGUGACCCAAGUGGUCACAAUCAACAGCGCAGGGCUGACAACGACCUUUCCAAGCUCGAGGUAUUUCUGUGAAGGCGGCUGUGAGCCUGAUGCCAACGACCCAGCCACGAGCAUGACCAGGAACAUGUCGCCUUCAACAACAGCUUCUGCUCUCCCGACUGUCCAAGCGAGGAUCAACAGAUGCAAUUUCAUUGGCUGCUACAGCGACAAUGGUGGGUAUAUGGCACUGGAUUACUUGCAGGCACAAGUGGCUAGCAAUGUCAUGUCGCAGGAGCUUUGUGUCAAUCAGUGCAUUCUCGGAGGCUACCCAUACGCAGGAGUCGAGUUCGGCAAACAAUGCUUCUGCGGCUGGCACAUCGGACCUUCCUCUUCCUUGGUCAGCAAUGGACAGGUAGCGGCAGAUGGACUUACACUUGCUUGCAACGAUCCGCUGUACUCAUGCAUUGGCAAUCGAACCGAGCAGUGUGGUGGCUUUGCAACGAUAGAUGUUUGGCAAUGCCCACUUGACGCCUCGGCGAGCAUUGCCAGUACGUCUAGUGCUAGCAGCACAUCCACCACGGACAGCACCAGCACAUCUGCUGUAGCUGGAGUAGCGAUUGCGACGGGUGCAUCAUCCACCACGUUCAAAGAUGUUGACCAUGUCUACGCCCCGUUGCCACACGACCACAUCCGCCUACUACGACUGUUUCCUGGAGCACAGUCGGAUCCUCUACGAGGAGAAUUGUACCACAUCAGACUAUCAGGAAACAAAUUUGACGAGUCGUUCGAGGCGCUUUCAUACUGCUGGGGUGAGACGAAGCCAGAGCGCAAGUUCUACGAAGGACUGCAUAUUGGCGAUACACCGCUACCCCUGACUGAGAACUUACAUGCUGCACUCCGCCAAUUUCGCCACUCACACCAACCCAGGGCGUUGUGGGUGGACGCUGUGUGUAUCAAUCAGAUUGAUGAAAUUGAGCGUGCUGGUCAGGUGGAGAAGAUGUUCGACAUCUAUGGUUCAGCAGAUCGAGUUCUUCUCUGGUUGGGACCAGAGACUUUGGACAGUCCAGUAGGCAUGAAUGUUCUUCGUCAUAUACUUCUGAUGCCACAUACUCUGGCCAAGGCACCCUGGGAGCUCCUACCGCACCAGAUGCUGCGAGAUGGCAUUGCAGAUAUCUUCGAGCGGGCGUACUUCACUCGCAUGUGGGUGGUGCAAGAAGCGUCGGUCGCACAAGACAUACAGAUGUUUUGUGGUACGCACCAAGUCUCGUGGAAGAACGAUCCUACUGCUGUGCGAAGUAUCCAGAGGAACAUCAAGCUUGCUGCCAUAUCGCCACAAUGGGCUGCAGCCGGCCUCGAGCAGAUCGACAUGGAUCUGUUCCUCCAAUUGUUACAACUGCAACUGGAGUCUGGGCCGCUUAGCAAAGAUCAACAACCAGUACGAUCAGCACCUGACCUCCUAGAUGUUGCUUAUGAACUACGGCACAGGCAUGUUACUGAUCCUCGCGAUCGAUAUUAUGCUAUACUUGGAAUUGCUUCACGUACAACCGGUCAAAGCAUGACAGUGGAUUACAUGAUGCCGGUUGAGGACGUAUAUGCCAGAGUGCAGCGACUGGUGAAAAGUGACGGCAAUCUUGACAGCAACCAAGUUAACACAUCGCAUACAAUCAAGGCCGACUCGGCCGCCUUUGCAAAGCAGACCUCUACUGUUCAGCACAGUUCGCAGGAUUCACCCAGCACCAUCAAGUGUGGUAUCAUUCACGACAGAGUCAUGACCUGGCCAACGUCUCAUGCAACGGUACAGGAUUACAUGACCCACCACGCGCAUCUCAUUUCACGAUCUCCGACAACAGAGCCACGCAUGGGACAGCAGGAAACCCUCCAUCAGUCUGUCACCGCUGCAAGGCGAGUGGAAUUCGCCAGCAAGUCGGCAAUUCAACUCGUGAAUUCCGGCAAUAGAAAAGAGGCUGCAGCGGUUUUGCGUUCUAUAGCGAAUGAUCUUGAAAGUGCAGACUAA